Molecule: messenger RNA, 1248 nt
Organism: Jaculus jaculus (lesser Egyptian jerboa)
Lineage: Eukaryota; Metazoa; Chordata; Mammalia; Rodentia; Dipodidae
Gene: Cpb1
Product: carboxypeptidase B1
Exons: 11
Coding region: 1-1248 (415 amino acids)
Biological process (GO): proteolysis
Molecular function (GO): zinc ion binding; metallocarboxypeptidase activity
Source: RefSeq, a predicted model, not a curated record
AUGUGGGUGGUACUGCUUCUGGUCAGCGCGGCCCUGGCUCACCCCCCCACUGAGCCCUUCGACGGCAACCGAGUUUUCCGGGUCAGCGUAGCAGAUGAAGAUCACAUCAACCUGAUUAAGGAGCUGGCUGACACCAAGCAGAUUGACUUCUGGAAACCAGAUUCUGUCACUCAAAUCAAGCCCCAUACUUCCGUGGAUUUCCAUGUGAAGUCAGAAGACGUCACCACUGUGGAAGACUUUCUGGAGCAGAAUGAACUCCCAUAUGAGGUCCUGAUAAGCAACAUGAGACACGUGAUGGAGGCUCAGUUCGACAGCCAUGCCCGUGCCAGUGGACACAGCUAUACAAAGUACAACAACUGGGAAACGAUAGAGGCCUGGACUCAGCAAGUCGCCGCUGAGAAUCCACAACUCGUUUCCCGUACAGUCAUUGGAACCACAUUUGAAGGACGUUCCAUGCACCUUCUCAAGGUUGGCAAAGCUAAACCAAACAAGCCUGCCAUCUUCAUGGACUGUGGUUUCCACGCAAGAGAAUGGAUUUCCCCUGCAUUUUGCCAGUGGUUUGUGAGAGAGGCUGUUCGUACCUAUGGAAAAGAGAUCCACAUGACAGAGCUUCUUAAUGAAUUAGACUUUUAUGUCCUGCCUGUGGUCAACAUUGAUGGCUACGUCUACACCUGGACCAAGAACCGAAUGUGGAGAAAGACCCGUUCUACCCGCUCUGGAACCUCCUGCGUGGGGGUGGACCCCAACCGAAACUUCAACGCCGGCUGGUGCGAAACUGGAGCCUCUCGCAGCCCCUGUGAUGACACUUAUUGCGGCCCUGCCCCCGAGUCUGAGAAGGAGACCAGGGCGCUGGCUGGCUUCAUCCGCAGCCACCUGUCUUCCAUCAAGGCUUACCUGACAAUCCACUCGUACUCACAGAUGCUGCUCUACCCUUACUCCUACGCCUACAAACUGCCCGAGAAUAACGUGGAGCUGAACAACCUGGCAAAAGGUGCUGUGAAAGAACUCGCCUCCCUGCACGGCACCAGGUACACCUACGGCCCCGGAGCCACAACCAUCUAUCCUGCUGCUGGAGGCUCGGAUGACUGGGCUUAUGACGAAGGAAUAAAGUACUCUUUCACCUUCGAGCUCCGGGAUAGAGGCAGGUAUGGCUUCAUGCUUCCUGAGUCCCAGAUCCAGGCGACCUGUGAGGAGACAAUGCUCGCCAUCAAGCACAUCGCCAGCUACGUCCGGGACCAUCUCUACUAG